GGUGAGCGAAUUGUGCUUGGGCAUACAUCGCAACUCAACUCAUUCGAGCUCUAAUUAACUUAACCUAACUUAGCCGAGCCUUUCCUAGCUUAAUUUUAUCCCCUGCUUAGCCCAACCCAGACAGCCCAGCUUGGACGCAGUAAAGCUUUUUCAAACUUAUUCAUCAGAUUCGCGCAUAAAACGACGACCCAAGUAUAUUUCACUUGACUUUGAGUGAAAUCCCUCAAAUGAAAUGUAAACGCCUGAGACUGAGUGCAAGCAGUACUUCCAUCAUCUGACUGUGCAAAUGCUCAUCGCUACUUUUUUUCUUUGAUUCCACAAAAUCUGUUUGGAUUGCCAAAUUUAUUCAGCACUAGGAUUAUCAGGUCCUGUGAAAAUGAAAAAUCUUGUAGAGAAAAUACGCAACAUGUAGGCACAUUACUGAAUUCUACCCAGCAUUUUCUCACACUUGAUCAAUGGGCAGGUACCCCUAAAGUUCAGCAACUGGUAAUUAAUGCUGCAAAUGAGGCGCAAAAGUGAGAGGAACAAAUCCAAGGGAUCUCCGGAGAAGAAAGUGGAAAAGGCAACACGAAAAUCUACACGGAAACGUGGUAGAAGGGCGACGUCGUCAUCGCCAGAAAGAGAGGAAUUUGAAUCUAAGUCGGUGGAUUUGUCAAAGGAACAAGAGAGCAUACCAGAAUCGAUGACGUCGCUGCCAGCCACAAGACUCAAGAUCAGAGAGUUGAAAGCAAUAGCGGAAGAGGAGUCAUUGGCGAAGCAGAUAAGCAGCAGCAGUAGUGCCCCGCCCUCGGAAAACCUUGAGGAAGGCGGAGGGGAGGGAGCUUCGGUUUGGAAGGUAGCAAGGGCGGAUGCCUCACCAGGUGAAAUCCAGAAGCUCAAAUUAUGCAGGCAGCGAAAUCCAUCGGAAGCAUCGGAUAGUUCUUCGUCUAGGAAAAAAUCUCAUAAGUCGUAUGAAAGUGGUGAGGGUGACGGUGAGGAAGGUGACUCCACCGAGGAACCGCUUAGGUCACGGAAGCGGGACCUUGGUGAGGAGCGGCAGGAUGAUCCCUCCUCCCCGAACCCGGGUCAGGACUCCAAGGAAGAGGUAAGUCAUUGUAGGGAGAUCCUGCCCAGAACCACUUCAGCCAACUUCACCUUGUCUGACGAUAAAAAAAACGUAGAUCGGCUAGCCGACAACAACGCCGACCAGGCUAUUCGUUACGACCAAAACUGUCCUGUCCAGAAGUCGCCAAAAGCAGAUACCAACGAACAGGAGGAGCCCAGCUCCAACGGAGAUGAUCUAGAUCAGACAAAGGCCCCUAUAGUCGAGCGACAGGCUUCCGAGGAUGUUGAUAAAAACUUGCCAGAGGGAAGGAAGGGCAAGGAAGAGGUGGAAAAGGUGGGUGAAACUGAAGCUGAGGCUGUCGUUCGGCUUAACGAGGUGCCGAUAAAUGACAGCCAGGCUGAUGAAAAAGAGGAUUCAAUUGCUCCCGCUGAACCUGAAACUAGAGAGUCGAGUACUGACGAAGAUAGCUGUAGCAAGCCCAUUGCAUCUUCGGUGACAAGUGAGACGAAGAUUCAAACUAAAAGGUCUGAACUACUUACGUCAUUGCGUACAGUGCGGCGGAAGCAUCGUGAUAAGUAUCACGAGUCCUCAGACUCUGACACACCUGAAUCUGAGGAUGAACCCAACGAGAAGAAGACUAACGAUUCUCAGCAGAGAGAAGAAACAGGGAAGGAAUCAGCUAAGAUCAAGAGCAGCAGAUCCCCGUCUCCAGUGAACAGAUUUGGCUUCUGCGCAGAAGUUUCAGCGGAUAAUAAAACUGAAAGUUCUGGAGAGAUAGAGGAGAGGAGAAAUAGCCCGAACGAUUGCAGACCCUGUGACCAAGUACCAGUUAAUUCACUUUCAGCUGAUUAUAAACCUGCAAAAGUCAAUUUGAAGCGAUCCUUCUCUGUACGGUUAAUGGAAGCCGAGGAGUCAAUAAAAAAAGAUGAUGCCGAGAAAAAUGGAGAAAGCGAAGUGUCUCUUCGAGUCAAGGAAAUUCACAACGUAGCUGAACAAGCCGAUGGUAAAAAUUUACCCCGCAAGCGUCGCUGGGGAGUUGCUGUUACAGCAGAAUCAACCCCAGCUUUUACGGUAUCUACUGAUUCCUUGAAGGCUUUGGUACCCGGCGCAAAGCCACUGUCGAUUACAGAAGUCAGAUUAUCCAAAGACGAUGAUGAGCCAAGGGAACGACGCAAAGAGCGGGAAAAACGGCGUUCGAUCAGCGCCGACGCCACGGAGCCGAGAGUUUCCGAAGACAUUGCAAUGACAAAGAACGAAAAUACGAAAAAGGGAGAUCUCAAACACGAUAAUCACAUAGGUGCAAAGCGGAAGAUAUCAAUACUGAAAGAAGCGCCUCCCGUCAAAUCACCAAGCCCGUCAUUGGCAAAGGCAACAAAUGUACUGCUGAUAAAAAACCUUGUUCGCCCAUUUACUUUGAACCAGAUCAAGGAACUGCUUUCUCGAACAGGCACCAUUAUAGAGAAUGGCUUUUGGAUAGACGGGAUUAAGUCCAAAUGCUACGUAGUGUAUGCGAACGAGGACCAGGCAUUCGAAACCAGACAAGCCCUGCACGGAAUUUCGUGGCCAUUGUCAAAUCCUAAACGUCUUCAAGUCGAGUAUGCAACUAUAGAAGAUGUGGAGAAAGCGCGCGAACUGUUCAAAGACCAACCCGCCCUCCGCGCUGCAGAGCCAUCGGUGGGUGGCGAUACCUGGCAACAAGUCUGGGCCCGUGAGGAGAAGCAAAAUGCAUCGGUCAAGGUGAAUACUGUCCGUGAAUGGGAUCUGGGUAAGGAAGAUGGCCAUCAAAUGAAAGAGAAGGAACGGGGAAAAAAGGAUUUGGAGAAGAAAAGAAGGCAAAGAAGUCGCAGCCCACCGAUAGAGCCUCACCUACCUCCACCUGCUCGGAAAUUCAAGAAAAAAGAGGACGACCCACCGCCAGCCAAACUCCUCGACGAUUUGUUUAAAAAAACUAAGGCCAUUCCAUGCAUAUACUGGCUGCCGCUUACAAAUGAACAGAUUGUGGUAAAGGAAGAGAUGCGUCGGCAGCAUAUGGCCGAACACGCGCGUAGACUUGAGGAGAUGAAGCGCGCGGAGAGAAGCAGAGACCCAGCCGCACGUCGCCGGCGCAGCCCCAGAAAAUAAACUCUGUUGGUUUUAUCCAACAGUUGUAUCCUCCCCGAGCAACUCAAGAUUACAUUUACGACUAGACAACAACACGCGACCGACGUUCAGGUCUUAGAAGCUAGAGUCUGUAUAGAAAUCAAUCCAAUGACUUACCUAUUCCACGAGACGAUCGUUGCACGCAAGAGACCAAUUAACCAUCUCUUUCCUCUAUUUCUCAACCCCACUUUUUUCCCCAGCCUUUCCUUCGACUUUUUUCAAUAAACAUGCUUCUUACUCGUUACCGUAUCUCAGUUGUGAUUGACGAGCAAAUCGUUCCAAGACUUUCACCGGGUUGCAGACUUUUGGUGCAUAAACUAACUUGUAAUUCCCGUACGACCGACGCACGAAUCGAGUCCCAUCUCUCCAGUCCAUUCCUCAAUUUCAGCAUUAAACCGUAUUUCUUACAGGUCUACGUCUGUUCAUAACCGUUCACCAAAGGCAGUAGAGAUAGUGAUAUUGUACUUUGAUAACUGUACCGUAAGGGGACUGUCGCCGGCAAGAGACAUGGUAUUAUUUCGACUAAUAGCAUCGAUAUCACUAUCAGGCUUUGGCCUUGGUAAUAAUUUGCCCCCGGUCCGGGUGCGCCGCGUCGUGGGAAUAGGAAAGACAAAGACAUUGAAAUGGAUAUAAAAGGAAAAUCGAGAGACGUACCGGCAUUGCUAGAUCGACACUCGAACAUGGGGGUGUGUAACACAACCAAUACUGCGCUUCAGUCAUGCGCCGCCACCCGCGUAAUGCUAGUUCCAACAACUCGAAAUACAUGCAAAGAACGAACAACUUGUACUUCCGAUGGAAAUUUUGAACAAUGUGUAUUACGUACAAUACAUAGUAAUUUUCGUUAGCCGACAUUGGCACGUUUGGACAAAUAUAACGCGCAAUCGGUGUGACACCGUUAAAUGUCGGCGAACUUCGAAACGUGACGAAUAAUGUGUUAUUUCAAUAAAUUCACACCUGCCAUGAAUCAGGUAGCAGCUGUUAUUCGCCGGCGAUUUAUGCGCAAGUGUAACAACAUACGGCACGUAUUGCCGCCCCGCCUUGCGGCAUCACAUGUAUAUAUUAUACUUGAUAUAUCCCAAAAUGUGGCAUGUAAAAUUAUUCAUCAAUAAAAGUAAGAGACCUCAAAAUACAAUCUCUAUACGCGCUCUUUAUAACACAAAUAAUAAUAAUGAUUAUAACAACGACUACAAUUUACAGAAGAUUUGAUAUUUGUUGUUGUUUCUUUUCGGCCUUCAUAGUUAAUAAUUCACAGAGAAUGCCCAGAUUUAUUCAACUGUCCCAGGCAUAUGCAAACAGGGUAUGCCGGUAAUCUAUUGCAGGGGGGCACUAUUGUUCACUGCCUGUGUAUUGAUUCAAUGACAGUGGCAAGUAUUCUGUUUGAUAGUGCAGUAGUUAUUCGUAAAUAAUUUUUGGUUCUCCAAAAAUGCUUGGAAUUCGUCAUCCCCCCCCCCCCCCCCCCCUACGGCGUUACAUUUUAUCAACCCACAAUGUUAUAUUCCUCCAUACCAGAAAAUGAUAUUGACGAAUUGUCGGCAGGCUCUUUAUUCAAUGUUACUGGGUGAUCCCUAUCUUCAGUCACAACAGGGUUUGUAUUCAUACAAAACUGUCGAUCUCAAAAACUGCUAUUUCGAAAGUCUUUGAUACAGCAUAAACGAAAGCUAAAAGUAGGUAAUUGGAAAAAAUCCCUAACAUAAUGACCGAUUUGUACAAAUUACUCAUACAUAUGAAUAUUAAUCUUCAUAUAUGUAUAUAUACACGCUUAUAAGAUGCACACUUAACAUUAAGUGAACUAUAUUAUCCUUAUCGUUAUUGUUAUUGUUACCAAUAACAUAAUUUAUGUAACACGGUAUGGUUUACCCGUCUUUUUUUGCCCCUUACGUCGUAGUACUUAAAAGUGUUUGAAAGAAAAAAGAUU
Neodiprion fabricii is the source of this 5099-nucleotide messenger RNA. RefSeq names its product apoptotic chromatin condensation inducer in the nucleus (gene Acn). Lineage: Eukaryota; Metazoa; Arthropoda; Insecta; Hymenoptera; Diprionidae. The transcript has 9 exons. The record is from RefSeq and is a predicted model, not a curated record. The coding region runs from base 494 to 3166 and encodes 890 amino acids. Gene Ontology annotation, molecular function: RNA binding.